AUGUCUGCUUUUAUAAGUAUUUGUACCGAAGAUUCCCACUCUUAUCGUCGUAGUAAUUUUUCGUCACCACCACGCCCUCUUCACUCCUUAUUAGACGAUGAGGCAUCGAUUUCGAGACCGCGUCCGUCGUUAUCCGAACGUCUAGGUUUAAAAAAUGAUGAUUCAGACGAAAAUGAAGAUGAAUCAACACCGUAUUCGCCAUCACAUCCGAUAACAAAAAAUUCUCAGUCUCUAUCUGUGCCAUCAUUAUCAUCAUCCUCUUUUGUUAACGAUCCAAAGCAAGAGCCAAUACAUUCAUCUUUAAAUGAUAGAAUAAUUCGUAAUCCUCAAUUAUCUUUAUUAGAGUCAACAUUAUCUGUGUCGUCUGUUGACAGAAAAUCAAUAAUGGACUUGUUGGGCGAUCAUACUAGUGAAGAUGAAGAAGAAGGAACAGCUGAUGAUGAAAAUCAACCCUAUAGUCCAUCACAAUUAGAUUCUACAACAAUGGAACAAGUGAGUCAUCAGUUAAGAAUAAAACCAUCUCAACAGCACUCACAGCAACAAGUUUACGUUCCAUCGUCUACGCAUUCUUCCGUUACGCCUCUCUCUACUGUUAAUAGUACUAAUAAUACAACCGUUACUAAUGGGGCACUGCAUCAAUCAGAAGUCAACAACGAUAUUGAUUACCGAGAACCAACGACAUCAAAUUCAAACACGCGACACCAUCAUCAUAACAGGCAUCAUCAUCACAAACAUCAUCAGAAAAAAAAUGAUGAAACGCAUGAAAACCAGAAUAGGUAAGUAAUUUGCUCGAUGUUUUGAGAGUGUGAGUGAAAAUAGAGAGACUUA
Didymodactylos carnosus is the source of this 828-nucleotide messenger RNA. The record is from the annotation of a GenBank genome assembly. Lineage: Eukaryota; Metazoa; Rotifera; Eurotatoria; Philodinida; Philodinidae.